Drosophila willistoni is the source of this 1045-nucleotide messenger RNA. It is a transcript of the gene Rab5, whose product is annotated as ras-related protein Rab-5B. The coding region runs from base 291 to 950 and encodes 219 amino acids. Gene Ontology annotation, molecular function: GTP binding; GTPase activity. Lineage: Eukaryota; Metazoa; Arthropoda; Insecta; Diptera; Drosophilidae. The transcript has 6 exons. The record is from RefSeq and is a predicted model, not a curated record.
CAUCUCUAGUUAGCAGACUCGCGACUGGUGCGCUUUGUUUUUGUAGCACGAAAAUUAACAAGAAAACGAAAACGCAAAUACACAAAAAAACAACAGUAAAGUGCCAGCAACAACAGAAAGUGUGCAAAUCUCAAACAGAAACAUUUCCAUUCACACAUACACACACACACACACACGAAGAGAGAGAGAGAGGGGGAUAAACAUAAACACACAGAGACAUACCAGCAUAUUGAGAGACCGUCCGUAAAUCAUUCUUUAAUCAAAUCAAAUCCAGUCAAAAAUCAACAAAUAUGGCAACAACACCACGCAGUGGAGGUGCCGCCGGUUCUGGUGCGGCACAACGCCCAAAUGGUACAUCUCAAAAUAAAAGUUGCCAAUUCAAAUUGGUGCUCCUGGGCGAAUCGGCCGUGGGUAAAUCAUCAUUAGUGCUACGUUUUGUCAAGGGGCAAUUCCAUGAAUAUCAAGAGAGCACGAUAGGUGCGGCCUUUUUAACACAAACCAUUUGCAUAGAGGAUACGGUGGUCAAGUUUGAGAUCUGGGAUACAGCCGGUCAAGAGCGGUACCACAGCUUAGCUCCCAUGUAUUAUCGAGGAGCCCAGGCGGCCAUCGUUGUCUAUGAUAUACAGAAUCAGGACAGUUUUCAACGUGCAAAAACCUGGGUCAAGGAACUGCAUAAACAAGCCUCACCAAACAUUGUUAUUGCUUUGGCUGGCAAUAAAGCAGAUUUAUCUAACAUUCGUGUGGUUGAGUUUGAUGAAGCGAAGCAAUAUGCUGAGGAGAAUGGUUUACUUUUCAUGGAAACCUCUGCGAAGACGGGCAUGAACGUCAAUGAUAUCUUUUUGGCCAUAGCCAAGAAACUACCUAAAAACGAUGGCGCCAACAAUCAGGGAACCAGCAUAAGGCCGAAUGGAAAUGAAACAAAUCGACCGACAAACAACUGCUGCAAGUGAUGUCCCUUCGUAGAAAAUGAAAUUUCCAACGAGAGAUUUGAAAAGUGUAUGCUGAUAAUUAUUAAUAAAAAAAUUAUUUAAAAAAUUUAAAAAAA